Cantharellus anzutake is the source of this 3273-nucleotide messenger RNA. Its product is annotated as RNB-domain-containing protein. Gene Ontology annotation, cellular component: exosome (RNase complex); P-body. The record is from RefSeq and is a predicted model, not a curated record. The coding region runs from base 1 to 3273 and encodes 1090 amino acids. The transcript has 16 exons. Gene Ontology annotation, molecular function: RNA binding; 3'-5'-RNA exonuclease activity. Lineage: Eukaryota; Fungi; Basidiomycota; Agaricomycetes; Cantharellales; Hydnaceae.
AUGGCCGAGCAAAUUGCACUCCAGUCCCAGAUCGAGGCUCUUCAACAACAGCAGCAACAGCUGUUGCAGCAGCAACUCGCCAAUAAUCAAGUUAUGGCUUCUGCAUUUUCCACUCAACCGAUGGGGGGCAUGCGAGGUGGUCACCGGCGCAUUCAGAGUCAAGCUCCAAUGGGCAUGGGUAUGGGUCACUUCGGAGCCAACUUCGGUCCAUUGCCUGGAGCGAAUUUUGGCAUCGGUGCUGUAGGUGUUCCUCCGUUAGACGGCCAAGCUGGAAUAGGUGGCAGCUUGCCUCGUGGUCAUGGAAGGAGGCACAGCGUGAAUGUCAUCAAUAAGAAUACAAGCGAGGGAGGACAGAAUUUGUCCCCCUCCUUUCCUCUUGAAGGAUUUGAUGAUAAUUUCCAUCCACCGCAAGCUGGCGGCCAUUCGCGCCAGCCCUCCCGUGCUGAUCCCACUUUCAGAAUGAGUACUGGCGCAUUCGCGGAUCUCGCCCAAGCUCAGGCACAAUUGCAAAGCCUUCAACAGUUCAGGGCUGCGGCUGGAGGUCAUCACCAGAAGAUGCCUUCAUUCAAUUUUCCUAAUAUGCUGCCUAACAUGGUGGCUGCUAACAUGAUGGGUCUCGGAGGUUACAACCUUCUGCAGCAGCAGCAGCAACAGUUCCAGUUGCAACUCCAACAACAGGCACAACAGCCUCAGCGCAAGUCUCUUUUCGCUCCAUACCUUCCUCAGGCAUCCCUCCCUCCCCUUCUUGCCGCUGGGAAGCUCGUCGUUGGUAUACUGCGAGUUAACAAACGCAACCGUUCUGACGCAUACGUCGCAACUGAAGUUUUGGAUGCGGAUAUCUAUAUUUGUGGCUCCAAGGACCGCAAUCGCGCCCUUGAAGGGGACAUUGUUGCUGUGGAACUCUUGGAUGUGGAUGAAGUUUGGGGCACCAAGAAGGAGAAAGAAGAGAAGAAGCGUAAGAAGGAAGAGAAUGCUGCAUACGAUUCCAAGGCCGCCGCCACGAAAAAGAACGACAAGAAAAAAGACGAUGUUGAAGUGGAAGGUCAGGGUCUCAUCCUUUUCGAAGACGAAGAAGUGACGGAUGAGGUCAAGCCUCAGUUUGCGGGUCACGUCGUUGCGGUAGUGGAGCGCAUGCCAGGUCAACUCUUCUCUGGUACCCUGGGCCUUCUUAGACCUUCCUCUGCUGCCACUAAGGAGAAACAAGAGGCAGAGCGCCGUGAACGCGAAGGAAUUCGUGAAGAGGAUGAGAAGAAGCAGCCCAUUGAGAGGCCCAAGAUUGUUUGGUUCAAGCCUACCGAUAAACGGGUUCCUCUCAUUGCCAUUCCCACCGAACAGGCGCCCCCCGAUUUUGUUCAGAAUUCCGAGGCAUAUGCUGAUAGAUUGUUUGUUGCCUGCAUCAAGCGCCAUCCUAUCAGUUCUUUGCAUCCUUUCGGCACUCUCGUUGAGGAGCUUGGUCCUAUUGGAGAUGUUGAAGUGGAAACCAGCGCCUUGUUGAAGGAUUGCAACUUCCCUACUGAAGAAUUUGCAGAGAAUGUGAUCAAGUGCAUACCCCCAGUCCCCUGGACCGUUCCUGAGCGUGAAUAUGAGACACGCCGUGAUCUUCGCGAAGAGCGCAUCUUUACUAUCGACCCUCCACGCGCAAAGGACCUCGACGAUGCUCUCUCCAUCAAACGCAACGAUGACGGGACAUCCGAUAUUGGCGUCCACAUUGCAGAUGUCUCACAUUUCGUCAAGGCGAAUACUCCUCUUGAUCGUGAUGCUCGCAAACGUGCUACUAGUGUUUACCUUGUCCAACGAGCAGUUCCUAUGCUUCCCCCUACCUUGAGUGAGGAGUUGUGCAGUCUCAACCCUGGUCAAGAACGUCUGGCCUUCAGCGUCAUUUUCACUGUAACCGAGGAUGCCCGAGUUGUAAAUAAGUGGUUUGGCAGGACCAUCAUCAAGUCUGCUGCGAAACUUUCCUACGAUGAAGCUCAGGCUGUCAUUGAAGGGAAGAGUCUGGACGCUUCCAAAUUGUUUGCUCACACGCCAUCCGCUGUCGAGGAGGACAUACGUCUCCUAGACAAAUUCGCGAAGGAACUCAGGGCGCGUCGUUUCGAGAAUGGGUGUCUUCGCAUGGAAAAGAAUAAACUUAGCUUUGAUCUCGACGCUAAUGGAGCACCUAUCGAUUGCCAAAACUAUACCGCUACCGAUGCGACUGCUGCUGUCGAAGAGUUCAUGCUGUUAGCUAACAUUGCGGUCGCUCAGCAGAUCGCUUUCCAUCUGCCCGAGCAGGCUCUUCUUCGCAGGCAUGAGGCCCCCAUCGAGCGUCGCAUCAAAGCGUUUGUCCAACGAGCAGGUCGAAUGGGUUUCAAAAUUGAUGCGUCGUCUGCUGGUGCUCUUCAAGAGAGUUUGGCUGCUAUCGAUGGUCUGGAGAAACGCGACAUUCUUGAAUUCCUUUGCGCGAAGACAAUGCAUGGCUCAAAGUACUUUUGUGCUGGAAUGCUGGAUAUCGCCAAAUAUGGACAUUAUGCAUUGAACAUUCCACUGUACACACAUUUCACGUCUCCAAUCCGUCGUUACGCCGAUAUUAUCGUCCACCGCCAAUUAGAGUCUGUCCUUACUCCUGGAACGGAACCAAAGUUCGCUAUGGAUCGAGAUUCCGUCGCUAAGGUUGCCCAGCAGUGCAAUGUUAAGAAAGACUCUGCCAGAUUGGCUCAAGAACAAUCGAACCACUUGUUCCUGUGCCUCAUGAUCUCAGAUCUUACCCAGCAUUACGGCCCCGUGAUCCGUCAGGCGAAAGUUGUGAAUGUUUUGGACGCUGCUUUCGACGUCCUGGUUCCUGAGUUUGGCAUCGAGAAGCGUGUUCAUGUCGAUCAGAUGCCGAUUGAAAACCACGUAUUCGAUGAGCACUCAUACACUCUGUCAAUCUAUUGGUCGGACAAGGAUGUGAUCUCUUGGCUUGCGGAACACAGCGAUGAUGAACACCUCAAGAAAGUGAAACAAACCGCGGAGCAGCACGCGGCCAAAAUGGAAGUGGCAUCACGUUCUGUCCACGACGAGAGUGCGUUGUUCGAAGAGGAUGAGACUGAGGAUGAGGAUGAGGUCCGCCUUCUGUCCGCAGCGAAGGUCCCGCCCAAGUUCGAGGGUUUGAGGACUCUUCCAGCGGGUCAUCACGUUCAAGAUAUCAAGGAGUUAAUGACCGUUCCGGUUAUUGUCACUGCGGAUUUGACGAAGAGUCCGCCCGUAGUCAAAGUUUACAGCGUCAACCCCUUCGCGACGGAGCAGAGGAAGUAA